AGAAGGUGCUGUCCCGACCGGGAGACGGCAAGAGGGUGGCGCGUCCACUCGGGCCUGGACGAGGGAGGCAAACCGCUCCCUUCCAACCCUCGGCUCGCCCUGCGCUCGCGACGGCGGCGUUGGCGGACGGAUACGCGGCGGCGCCUGUGUCUGGCAGAGCCGGUGUGAGAAGAGGAGACAGACCUUCCUCGCCGCCGGGAUAAUCAGGAGUUUUGGCCGGACCUUUGAGUACACAUCGGGAGAGUGAGGAGCCCGGCGAAAAGCACAGACUAUGGCGCUGAAACGGAUUAAUAAGGAACUUAGUGAUUUGGCCCGUGACCCUCCAGCACAAUGUUCUGCAGGUCCAGUUGGAGAUGACAUGUUUCAUUGGCAAGCCACAAUUAUGGGACCUAAUGACAGCCCAUAUCAAGGUGGUGUAUUCUUUUUGACAAUUCAUUUUCCUACAGACUACCCCUUCAAACCACCUAAGGUUGCAUUUACAACAAGAAUUUAUCAUCCAAAUAUUAACAGUAAUGGCAGCAUUUGUCUUGAUAUUCUAAGAUCACAGUGGUCUCCUGCUUUAACUAUUUCUAAAGUUCUUUUAUCCAUUUGUUCUCUGCUAUGUGAUCCAAACCCAGAUGACCCCCUAGUGCCAGAGAUUGCACGGAUCUAUAAAACAGACAGAGAUAAGUACAACAGAAUAUCUCGGGAAUGGACUCAGAAGUAUGCCAUGUGAUGCUACCUUAAAGUCAGAAUAACCUGCAUUAUAGCUGGAAUAAACUUUAAAUUACUGUUCCUUUUUUGAUUUUCUUAUCCGGCUGCUCCCCUAUCAGACCUCAUCUUUUUUAAUUUUAUUUUUGUUUACCUCCCUCCAUUCAUUCACAUGCUCAUCUGAGAAGACUUAAGUUCUUCCAGCUUUGGACAAUAACUGCUUUUAGAAACUGUAAAGUAGUUAACAAGAGAACAGUUGCCCAAGAUUCAGAAAUUUUUUUAAAACUGGAGCAUGUGUAUUAUGUGGCCAAUGUCUUCACUCUAACUUGGUUAUGAGACUAAACCAAUCCUCACUGCUCUAACUUGCUGAAGAAACCAUCUGAGGGGGAGGGAGAUGGAUGCUCAGCUGUCACAUCCAAGGAAGCAUUAUUCUAGCGCAUCCAUUCUUGUUUAAACCCUCCACUGUUAGAGAUUUGAGGUUACAUGAUAUACUUUAUGCUCAUAACUGAUGUGGCUGGAGAAUUGGUAUUGAAUUAUAGCAUCAGCAGAACAGAAAAUGUGAUGUAUUUUAUGCAUGUCAAUAAAGGAAUGACCUGUUCUUGUUCUACAGAGAAUGGAAAUUGGAAGUCAAACACCCUUUGUAUUCCAAAAUAGGGUCUCAAAGCAUUUUGUAAUUUUCAUUUAAAUUGUUAGGAGGCUUGGAGCUAUUAGUUAAUCUAUCUUCCAAUACUGUUUAAUAUAGCACUGAAUAAAUGAUGCGAGUUGUCAAUGGAUGAGUGAUCAACUAAUAGCUCUCCUAGUAAUUGAUUUAUUUUUCUUCAAUAAAGUUGCAUAAACCAAUGAGUUAGCUGCCUGGAUUAAUCAGUAUGGGAAACAAUCCUUUGUAAAUGCAAAGCUGUUUUUGUAUAUACUGUUGGGAUUUGCUUCAUUGUUUGACAUCAAAUGAUGAUGUAAAGUUCAAAAGAGUGAAUAUAUUGCCAUGUUCAGUUAAAGUGCGCAGUCUGUUACAGGUUGACACAUUGCUUGACCUGAUUUAUGCAGAAUUAAUAAGCUAUUCAAAUAGUGCAGCUUUAAUACGCUGCACAUGAUUCUGGCGGCCCUAGAGUUCAAAAUGGACUUGGGACUCAGCAGUUUUGAAACAUGUAUAUGGAGUUUAAGAAAUUUAUUUUCCAGGUGCAUCCCCUUCUAACUAAAAUUUCUUCAUCUUGUACACUUAACAGCUGAAUAUAUAUAUAUAUAUAUAAAACUUGGGAGUAAUAAUGGGUCAAAAUUUACAAAAUAAAGUACUGUUUUGGUGUGGGAGUUGUCAUGAGGCUGUGUUGAAGUGACUUAACUGUGGGAUAUUGACUAUCCAUUGAGAUGGAUUUGUUCAGCCAUUUACAUUAAUGAGCAUUUAAAUGCAACAGAUACCAUUUCAGGUGACUUAACAUGAAUGAAUAAAAAUCAAUGCUAUUGGAUGUUUGUUUGACAAGUGAUAUCUGUGCCACUAAAUCUUCUGUAGUAAUAAGGGCAUUACCAUUCAUAAUUCUGAACCUGUAGUUUCACUUUAUCUAGCUUUGACUUUUUGUUGCUUUUUCUUAAUCUUGUAUUUGAUUUCUAGCACCUGUAAUGUCUCCACUUCCACAUUUUUGCACUGCUUAUAUUUAUGUGCAAUCUUAUUCCUUGUCUGCACAGAUGUGGAAAGCUAGAAAUAAAUAAAUGUAAAAGCUUAAUUUUUUAUAAACA
Chionomys nivalis (European snow vole) is the source of this 2415-nucleotide messenger RNA. It is a transcript of the gene Ube2d3, whose product is annotated as ubiquitin conjugating enzyme E2 D3. The record is from RefSeq and is a predicted model, not a curated record. The transcript is spliced from 8 exons. Lineage: Eukaryota; Metazoa; Chordata; Mammalia; Rodentia; Cricetidae. Gene Ontology annotation, cellular component: nucleus. Bases 272 to 715 code for a protein of 147 amino acids. Gene Ontology annotation, biological process: ubiquitin-dependent protein catabolic process; protein K11-linked ubiquitination. Gene Ontology annotation, molecular function: ubiquitin conjugating enzyme activity.